UAUAAUCAAGCAGGCAAAUGAUGGAGAUACAAACCAAAUGUCAGACAAGGAAAAAAAGGAAGACGAUGAAUUGCAUCAGGCUAUCCUCAAUUAUAAUGGAGAUUUAUCAGAAGAUGAAGAAGACAAUCCUAUGAAAUUAAACGAAGCGGUCAGCAAAAGAAUGCGCAUUGAUAGAAAUUAUCAUAAGAGAUUCACGGUGCCAGCGGCUCUGAUCGAUCGAGCACAGCUUCUUAAACAUCAACGACAGGGGAUCUUUGUCUACCAAUGCGAAUCAUGUCGCGAAAAACAGAAAAAAAGGGAAUAUUAUCUAUUCAGUACAGGAAUAGAAGGACUAUCUGUAUUGACUAUAGAAUUAUGUGCUGAGGAUCUUGACAAAAAUAUCUCUUUAGGAAUGCAUUACUCUGGAUAUUUUGGUAAGUUUAAAUUUAUUACGAAAAUCGAAAAUAUUUUAGGACAUUCUAAUAAUGGACGGCAAUCAGGCUCGAAAAUGUCAAUGCUUGAUCUUGGUAAUAGUAUUUCUUAA
Meloidogyne enterolobii is the source of this 523-nucleotide messenger RNA. NCBI's taxonomy places the organism in Eukaryota, Metazoa, Nematoda, Chromadorea, Rhabditida, Meloidogynidae. The record is from the annotation of a GenBank genome assembly.